GAAAAAGCGUUCUUUCGGCAGAGGAAGUGUAGCCCGCCAUUGUGUAGACACUUUAAGCUCUUUAGACAGACACGGGCACUUGGCUAACUCUCUAAGAUAUUUUCUAUACCUUGCUGCACUGACUUAGAAAAAAAUAAAAAACCGAAAUUAAGUACGCAAGCUCCGGGGAGAAAGAAAUGUCAGCCAGCAGCCUUGUGGGACAGGUAAAGAGAGGCACUUUAUGAAGGUUUUACGAGCGCCGUAGUUAGCAGUGACUCUCUCUCUCUCUCAGCAGUGCAGCGGUAGGCCUGACCACCUGCUGUCCGACUCACGGGUCAAUAUAAAUCUCUUUUAUUUUCCCUUCUUUUCAUCCUCACAACUCAAACCUUCAUGAAUCACCUGGACCCAAUCCAGAGACCGAAAGGCCAAGGAAACAAAGUGCAAAACGGAGCUGUUGCCCAAAAGGAGACUUUAAAUGAUGAUGAGUUUGAGCCUUAUCUGAAUGCUCAGCCCAGACAGAGCAAUGCAUAUACGGCCAUGUCCGACUCCUAUAUGCCUAGCUACUAUAGCCCCUCCAUAGGAUUCACCUACUCGCUUAAUGAAGCAGCGUGGUCCACAGGUGGUGAUCCUCCCAUGCCUUACCUGGCCUCUUAUGGACAGCUUAGCAAUGGGGAGCACCACUUCCUCCCGGACGCCAUGUUUGGCCAGUCAGGGGCACUUGGGAGCAACCCUUUCUUGGGUCAGCAUGGUUUCAACUUUUUCCCCAGUGGGAUUGACUUCUCUGCCUGGGGGAGCAGCAGCUCUCAGGGACAGUCCACACAGAGUUAUGCCUACGCACCCAGCUCGCUUGGGGGUGCUGUGAUUGAUGGACAGUCUCCGUUCACCGCCAAUGAGCCUCUUAACAAGGCUGUAGGGAUGAACAGUUUGGACCAGGGUAUGGCAGGGCUUAAGAUCGGGGCAGGAGACAUGACACCUAAAGUUGUUGGUUCUGGACUUCCUGGAGGACCUUUGAAUCAGGUAUCAGCAGCUCCCAGCAUGCCCGGACCUUCCGUUGCACCUGCCAAAGUGGCAUCCUGGGCGGACAUCGCCAGCAAGCCUGCCAAACCCCAGCCUAAGAUCAAGACUAAAGGCACCUUGGGGGGUUCAAACCUUCCCCCUCCACCAAUCAAACACAACAUGGAUAUUGGCACAUGGGACAACAAAGGGGCGGUGCCAAAAGCAGCAACACCCCAACAGCCGGUAUUGCCCACCAAUGGACAGCCACCCAAUCAGGCCUCUCCUCAACCAGCUGCACCUGCUGGAGGGGUACCGCAGCUUCCCCUCACCAACGGACAGCUUGCACCCCCCCCUGCUGUUGCCUUAGGACAGCAUCCCCAAGCUCCUAAUGGGCAACCAGGUAUGGCUCCGCCCCAACUUCAAGGCCCACCCCCUCCACCACAACCUUCUCAACCGACCCGCUGGGUCCCUCCACGUAACCGUGCCAACGGCUUUGGAGACGCAGCAGGCGGUGCCAGCCAGUCCCCUCCCAGUGCUGGAAUAGGUGGAGUCAGUGUGCCACCAGAGCCACACCCGGUCCUUGAGAAGCUGCGCCUUGUCAACAACUACAAUCCGAAGGACUUUGACUGGAACCCCAAGCAGGGACGUGUGUUUAUUAUAAAGAGCUAUUCAGAGGACGACAUCCACCGCUCAAUCAAGUACAACGUGUGGUGCAGCACGGAGCAUGGCAACAAGAGGCUGGAUGCAGCAUACCGCUCUCUGGGCGGAAAGGGCCCCCUGUACCUACUUUUCAGCGUCAACGGUAGCGGUCACUUCUGUGGCGUGGCUGAAAUGCGCUCACCCGUGGACUACAACACGUGCGCCGGCGUGUGGUCGCAGGAUAAGUGGAAGGGUCGUUUCGACGUGCGCUGGAUCUUCGUCAAGGAUGUGCCCAACAGCCAGCUGCGUCACAUCCGUCUGGAGAACAACGAGAACAAGCCAGUGACCAAUUCGCGUGACACGCAGGAGGUCCCGCUCGACAAGGCACGGCAAGUGCUCAAGAUCAUUGCGGGGUACAAGCACACCACCUCUAUCUUUGACGACUUCUCGCACUACGAGAAGCGCCAGGAGGAGGAGGAGAGUGUUAAAAAGGUGGAGGUCCAGGGGAGCGACCCAUACUCAAGUAAUCCCAGCCGGAGUCACUACAGACUGCAGGAUCGUCAAGGACGUGUCAAGUAAAAGCCACUUCUUUUUGGGGGAAAAAAAAGACUGACUUGGUCCUGCUCUGCCCAAUCAUACAUCCAGAUGUUUUCGCUGAUUAUUCUGGGGAAAAGACUUAACCAAGGAUUCAAAGCAAGAAAAAAAAUGAAUGGAAAAAAAACCCUAAAUGAAGACUCUUCUCUUGAUUUCUGUUGACCUUAAAAAGACUUACUUUGAACUUGUAGUAAAGGAAAAAAAACAAUUAUUCAUAGGACUACAACUUAAUUCUAUAGGAUGCUUAGGUGAUCAUUCUCGCUCUUUUGUUUUCAUCCCAUUCUGUUUUUCGCUGCCUCCUUUUCUUCUUCUCCCCCGCCCCCCCCCUUUCUUUUUUUUUUUUUUAAUAUAAACAGUUUUGUUUUUACAGUCCAAGAGCAAGGCUGGUCUGCCUCAUCACUAAAGUCUAUAGUGGAGUUCUUUUAGUAUCGGAGUCUAAGGCCCUGCCUGAACGGGCAGUCUGUUUCAUUUCUUUAUUAAUCCCCCCCAGCCCCCCCCCCCCCCCCCCCCCCUUUUUUUUCUUUUUUAAUUGGAAAUGAUCCCAUCAGGAUGCACAGUGGGAGUGGCCUUUCAGUGCAUGUUGCAUUGUGAAUAAUUCUACAGUAGCCUGUGCAAAAUGUCAUUGCCUUUCACAAAAAGGAAAGAUGUCCUUAUCUCUCUUAUAAGAGUGAAAACGUAUAGUUAUGAAGACUUUUUUUUUUUUUUUAAAGGCCUUGUUGUAAAAACGGGUUUUGGUCAGAACAGUUUAAACAAAUGCCAGAAAUGUUAAGUUUGUCAUUUGUAUAAUUUUUUAUGGUGUGCAAAAUGGGGCUGUGUUUAAAAAAAAAAAAGCAUUCUCUGACUUUGUUUUUUGCCUUUUUCCCUUCAAGUUAAAAAUGUUGCUAUGGGCUGCUCUCUUCUUGUCAUCCGUCUUUUCUUUCUCUUCUCUGUUUCUUAAGUCAGCAUCGAGGUGGGCUGUGGACCCUCUCUUUCUAUUACUCAGUUCAUGAAAAAUAAAUGUGGUAUACUCAGCACAUGUGUUGCAUUCUCCCCUUGUUUGACUACAUUCUUCACUUCCCCACACUAACCCAUAUCCCAAAUCGCCUGGUUCUCCCCUUCACCCUCGAUCCCUUCAGUAGCCACCUACGUACUCUACCCCACCCACCAUUCCUGUAGUAUGUUAAUGUUCGUGCAUUUAAAAGGGGUCCUGCAAAACUUCUGGCACUGAUCAGAAUAAUAAAAAGCUGCUGAAAA
Neoarius graeffei (lesser salmon catfish) is the source of this 3441-nucleotide messenger RNA. It is a transcript of the gene ythdf2, whose product is annotated as YTH N6-methyladenosine RNA binding protein F2. The transcript has 5 exons. Gene Ontology annotation, molecular function: mRNA binding; N6-methyladenosine-containing RNA reader activity. The record is from RefSeq and is a predicted model, not a curated record. Gene Ontology annotation, cellular component: cytoplasm. NCBI's taxonomy places the organism in Eukaryota, Metazoa, Chordata, Actinopteri, Siluriformes, Ariidae. Gene Ontology annotation, biological process: mRNA destabilization. Bases 370 to 2193 code for a protein of 607 amino acids.